Messenger RNA from Penicillium oxalicum, 1512 nucleotides. RefSeq names its product putative 60S ribosome biogenesis protein Mak11. NCBI's taxonomy places the organism in Eukaryota, Fungi, Ascomycota, Eurotiomycetes, Eurotiales, Aspergillaceae. Gene Ontology annotation, molecular function: protein binding. The coding region runs from base 1 to 1512 and encodes 503 amino acids. The transcript has 2 exons. The record is from RefSeq and is a predicted model, not a curated record.
AUGGCUAAACGCAAGCGCAAUGAAUCUACCAAGGAGGAGGUGGUAGCUGCAGGAAAUUCCGCCAAAACAGCCAAAUCGGCACCUACUCCAUCAGAGGUUCCUGAUGCCGCCGUUACAGUCCAAGUUGUCACGGGCUCCUACGAACGAGUGCUGCACGGCUUCACAGCUGGAAUUCCUGCAUCUGCUUUACUCGCCAAGGAGGUCGUCUCAAAAGACCCCCAAUCUACUAUUCAAUGCGUUGACUCGUUCUUAUUCGAGGCCCAUGGCUCCGCGAUUCGCUGUCUGGCUUUGUCCCCAAUGCCCAAGGCCACUGACUCGCCGGAUGCCCAAAAAGUUUUCCUCGCCUCAGGGUCAACCGACGAGAGAAUCCAGUUAUACUCACUGGCCGCUGCACCUCCUGCUGUGAGCGAUGAGUAUCCGUCUGUGCCAACACUCGCCGGUAACAAAAUCCUGGAAAACCCCAAGAACCGUGAGCUCGGAUCACUUCUCCAUCAUUCCGCCAGUAUCACCACCUUAAGCUUUCCCUCGCGCAGCAAGCUCCUCGCAGCCGCAGAAGACAACGAAAUUUCCAUCUCAAAGACUCGUGACUGGUCGGUUGUCUCAACAAUCAAAGCGCCACACCCAAAGGUUCAAGGUCGCCCCAGCGGUGAUACUGCUCCGCCAGGGGCUGCGCCAUCGGGUGUCAAUCAUUUCGCAGUUCAUCCCAGUAUGAAGUUGAUGCUGAGCGUGGGCAAGGGCGAAAAGUGCAUGCGACUUUGGAAUUUGGUCACAGGCAAAAAGGCUGGUGUAUUGAACUUUGGGCGAGAAAUUCUCCAGAGUGUCAAGGAGGGAAAGUACAGCAGUGGAGAGGGUCGGCGUCUAGCAUGGAACGCUGCCGGGGAGGAGUUUGCCGUGGCAUUCGAGUGGGGUGCUGUUGUCUUUGGUGUUGAUUCUACGCCUAAAUGCAGGGUUCUGCCCGGCCCUCGGAGUAAGAUUCAUGAAAUGAAGUAUGUUUCCGUGGGCGACGGCGAUAAGACAGAAGAUCUCCUUGCUGUAUCCACAGAAGAUGGCCGAGUUGUUUUCUACUCAACCUCUACGCUGCGAGAUCCCGAGGACGGCGAUGAAUCGACCAUUCCUCAUGCAGUCGCGACUGCGCAGAUUGGUGGAAAACAGGCCGGUUUCCCUGGACGAAUCAAGGAUUUUGAAGUCUUAAAUUUAGAGAACCAACCGGCCGACAACAGCAAGAACCUUCUUGCGGUCACUGGAAACAGCGAUGGCGUGGUGCGUAUCUGGAAGAUCAAUUCGAAAUCUUUGCUCUCAAGCAAGGGCUCCAAAGGCUCCAAGGCCGGCGCCGAAACGGCCGGCCAAGUCGGGACUCUCUUGACGACGUACGAAACUGGAAACCGCAUCACUUGCCUAGCUGCCUUUGUUAUGCUUCCAGCCGAGGAUGCAUCGACUCUUUUGGACUCGGCCGAUGAGGAAUCUGACGAGGAGGAGGAAGAGGAGUCCGAGAGCGAUGACGAUGAUGAGUAG